AUGAAAUAUUCUCCCUUCCUCACCCUGGCAGCUGCUGGAGCUGCCUUUGCACAGUCGACCGUUCCAGCGUACGGACAGUGUGGUGGUCAAGGCCAUACUGGAUCUUCUGUUUGUGUUUCUGGUCAUCACUGCGAGAAAAACAAUGACUGGUACUCUCAAUGCGUACCAGGUUCAGUGUCAAGCGCCCCUACCACUAUCAAGAUAUCGACUUCGAAAGCUCCUGUCUCGUCUCCAACUACUGCGAUUACCAAACCACCUGUUACUGCGUCCAAAACCACUUCGACUUCGAAGGUCGCAACCACCACCGCAGCAGCUAGUGGCUCCUUCCCUACAACCUCAGGCACAAAAUUCGUCAUCGACGGCAAGCCAGGCUACUAUGCAGGCACAAACUCCUACUGGAUUGGUUUUCUAACCAACAACUCCGAUAUCGACCUUGUGAUGCAACAUCUUGCUAGCUCAGGUCUCAAGAUCCUGCGCGUCUGGGGUUUCAACGAUGUAACAACCACCCCUACCGAUGGAACAGUAUACUUCCAAUCCUUCGCCAAUGGAGAAGCAACCAUCAAUACCGGUGCCAAUGGCCUUCAACGCUUGGACUAUGUCGUCAAGAGUGCCGAAGCCCAUGGUAUCAAGCUCAUCAUCAAUUUCGUGAACAACUGGACCGACUACGGUGGCAUGGCAGCUUACUUUUCGUACGCUAAUAUCAAAACCAAUGCCCAAUGGUACAACAGCACCAAGGCUCAGACUCAAUACCAGGAAUAUAUCAAAGCAGUUGUGACGCGCUAUAUCAACAGCCCAGCAAUUUUUGCCUGGGAGCUUGCCAACGAGCCCCGCUGCACAGGCUGUGAUCUUUCCACCCUCAAAACCUGGGUCAUCAACACUUCAAAGUACAUCAAGAGCAUCGAUGCCAAGCACAUGGUCACAACAGGAGAAGAAGGCUUCGGACCCAUCGCUGGUGAUGAUGGAAGUUACCCUUACCAACUCUCGGCCGGUGGAAGCAACUUCACUGCAAAUUGUGAGGUCCCCACUAUUGACUUUUGUACUUACCACCUCUACCCAGAAUCAUGGUCUGUGACGCCCACGCUCGAAUGGGGCACUCAAUGGAUCAAGGCACAUGCUAAAGCCUGUUCUGCAGUUGGAAAGCCAUGCUUACUGGAGGAAUUUGGAGCAAGUAACAACUGUACUAUUGAGAGUAGUUGGCAAGCUACUGCAUUGACAGCUGCUGGUACUGGAGCAGAUUUGUUCUGGCAGUAUGGAGACACACUGAGUUAUGGAAAGACUUCGCAAGAUGGGAACACUGCAUACUACGGAGACGAGCUGUAUGACUGUCUGGUCACUAAGCAUAUCAAGGCUAUUGACAGUUUGUAG
Aureobasidium namibiae CBS 147.97 is the source of this 1365-nucleotide messenger RNA. RefSeq names its product glycoside hydrolase. Bases 1 to 1365 code for a protein of 454 amino acids. Gene Ontology annotation, cellular component: extracellular region. The record is from RefSeq and is a predicted model, not a curated record. The transcript has a single exon. NCBI's taxonomy places the organism in Eukaryota, Fungi, Ascomycota, Dothideomycetes, Dothideales, Saccotheciaceae. Gene Ontology annotation, biological process: carbohydrate metabolic process. Gene Ontology annotation, molecular function: cellulose binding; hydrolase activity, hydrolyzing O-glycosyl compounds.